Molecule: messenger RNA, 1889 nt
Organism: Engraulis encrasicolus (European anchovy)
Lineage: Eukaryota; Metazoa; Chordata; Actinopteri; Clupeiformes; Engraulidae
Gene: pkig
Product: protein kinase (cAMP-dependent, catalytic) inhibitor gamma
Exons: 3
Coding region: 597-833 (78 amino acids)
Biological process (GO): negative regulation of cAMP-dependent protein kinase activity
Cellular component (GO): nucleus; cytoplasm
Molecular function (GO): cAMP-dependent protein kinase inhibitor activity
Source: RefSeq, a predicted model, not a curated record
AAAGAAAGACACGUUACUCUUAAGAUCCAGCCAAAUAUUUGACAAGUUUUCAGAAACUUGGUUUCUGAGCACAUAGAUCUAUAGCAAAUUGUAGGCCUACAUUAACCAGAAGCAGCACGCUCGAGUUUUUACAUGCAUUUUAAGAGUUAACGUGCCAUUCGCUGAUUGGGCUGAAUAAUAGUCGCAUAUUUAAAACACAUACUUCUCUCUUUCUUCAUAAUUGUAUGGCAUACUUGUUUGACAGUGUUUGCAAGAGUGGUUUGACACUGAGCAGUGCCCCCACCGGCGGCCAGGCAGCACACGGGUUCAGCGGAGUGUGAUUGGCUGCGGGAUAGCUCCAUUUUGGAAACAGCUGUUGGGAGGACGUAAUCCCUCGCUUUGUCUUCAGGGGCUGUCCAUGAAACAGUACGCCUGCCUGCGAACGAGCACAACUUCUCCCUCAGUCUUGCUCGAGGAAGCCUAGCACAAUCCCUCCCGCGAAUACAGUCGACAUGAAUUUAAUAGGGACUUGAAAAAACUUUACCGAUGGGGGCAUCCCUGACGCUCGCGCUGUAACAAGUGGAGGCAACUCAAUCGCAGCAAGUUGGGAUGGCCAGAUGAUGGACGUGGAGGCCUCCUACUCAGAGUUCAUCACCGGUGACCGCACGGGUCGCCGCAACGCCGUCCCCGACAUCACGGAGGAGGCACAGGCCGUGGGCACCGUCGACCUCACCAAAGACAUGGCCCAGAUGGACCUCAAAACAACAGAGGGUGAGGCUGGUGCUUCCCCUGCUCCAGAGGCGGCGGAGGCCUCUAGUAGCCAGGGGGCACAGGGGAGAGAGGGACCCUCCUAAACCAUGCACCAUGCACCAGACACCGGACGGAGACCAGGAGGAGAGGGGAGGAGGGAGGAAGACAGGAUAACGGGAGUGACAAGCCAAUAAAAGGACUCCUUUUUGUAAAUCUUAGGCCAAUCAGAGUGACUGACUGGCUCCUCCCACUGACUGACCCUUCUGUGUGAUUGUCCACCAAUGGCGUGCCUCGCUGUGCCUGACUGUGCUCUGGACUGGACUGGCUUUAAAGCUCUCUCUCAAAUAACCCCCCCCUGUCCUCCUCCUGCCAACGUCACACAAAAGCACAGAGUGUUUGUUUUAUAUAUAAUAUUGUUUCUCUCUUUUUUUUAAAGAAAAAAACAAGAAAGUGAAUCAUAAUACUGUCUGUAAUAUGACAGAUAACUUCAAACGCAUAUACAUACAGUACCAAUGAAGUUUAUUAUGUUGAUUGUUUUGUUGUUGAUGUUCCAAGUGAAAGUGUGAGGUUGUACAUUCCUCGUUCUGAGGGAAUAAGAAGAUCUGCUUUUUACAAUGGAGUAGGCUCUUCUGCUUUUACUCCUCUCAUGCAACAGAAAGUUCUGCUGGAGCCUCCUUUGUCUUUUUUUUUUAAAUCUCCUUGACGUGUGCUGGAGCGCUAGUAGGUGGACUGUCACAGGAAGGAAUGUUCCCCUGUUUGAGAGUGAUCUGUCGCAGUACUCCGCACGCACUCUGCCUGCAGCCACACUGGCCAGCUGGAACGCUCCUGUGUUCUGUUCCAGAACCGAGAGCAGAGGUGGAGCCCCCCGCACUCCGAAAUGGAAUGGACUUAUGGCACUCCGCCGUUUUUUUUUAAUGGAUGACCCAGUUUCGGAUGGUUCUGCCGUUCCGCUGCCAGAGAAUGCGCUGUAGGGAACAUAUUUAUUUCAUGUUAUUCAGUAGAGAUGCUUUCCGUUUUUGUUUUUUUUCUUUGUCUGUAUAGAACAUGCUGUGUCAACAACAUACAGGAUGUUUGGGCAUCAGAUGCAGUGCACUGAAACACUGCUCUAGUUUUACGUUUUUACUGUAACAACCUCAGAAUAAAGUAAGAAUUUCACUGGA